AUGGACGCCAUCUCCUCUUCUUUCCAAGCUUCAUUUCCCCGACUGAACCGAGCCACUCCCUUCGGCGUCACCUUCCCCACCAUCACCAACAUCAGAUUAGAAAGGGCACAUGAUCAAACUCAAUUCACAACUCACUCCCCGACAACUACUACCGCUACCACAGUGUUAACAAGAGCAACUCCAUCUCCCCCUCCUCCUUCCACAGAGCCAAUCAUAACAAAAGCUGCUCGCCCUCUUAGGCAACCUUACAAUCUGUUUUCUCUUCAUGUAACGAUCUGCAAUGCUCUAGACGAUUUGAUAAGCAACUUCGUCGAUCGAAAUCCCUUGCGGUCGUCCGUCAACCCCAAGGAUGUUUUGGCCGGCAAUUACGCCCCCAUCGGCGAGCUGCCUCCGACUAAAUGCACUGUCGAAGGUCGGUUCCCUAGCUGCCUUGAGGGCGCCUACAUCAGAAAUGGGCCCAACCCGCAGUUCAUCCCCAAGUCCGCCUACCAUCUGUUCGAUGGGGAUGGGAUGUUGCAUGCCAUACAGGUCUCCGGCGGGCAGGCCACAUUCUGCAGCCGCUUCAUACGCACAUACAAGUUCACCAAGGAGGAGGAGGCAGGGUUGCCUAUCUACCCCAACUUCUUCGCAUUGGCCGGCUUCGCCAGGUUCAUGAGGGUCGCCGUGUUCAUGGUGAGGGUGCUUACUGGCCAGAUCAACCUCAUAAAUGGCGUGGGGCUCGCCAACACAGCCCUUGCAUUCAUGAACAACACGAUCAUGGCAUUAUGGGAGUUGGAUCUCCCCUACGCCAUGCAUCUCACGCCUGACGGCGAUGUCGAGACAGUUGGCCGGUGGGAUUUCGGCGGGGAGCUCAGGAUGGGUAUCACCGCUCACCCAAAGGUGGACCCUGUCACAGGCGAGGUCUUCGCCUUUCGGUACGGCCCCAUCCCUCCGUUUCUCAACUACUUCAGAAUAGGGGGCGAUGGCACGAAGCAACCGGACAUCCCCAUUUUCUCAUUCCGGCAACCUUCCUUCGUGCACGACUUGGCCAUCACAGAGCGGUACGCCAUCUUUCCCGACAUACAGAUAGUCAUGAAACCACUGGCAAUGUUCACAGGAAUGGGGCCGCCGAUGGGAUGCGAGGCCCGGAAAGUCCCACGCGUGGGGAUAAUCCCACGCUACGCCACCGAUGAGUCGGAGAUGAAGUGGAUUGAGGUGCCUGGAUUCAACUUCGUGCACUCAGUGAACGCGUGGGAUGAGAAGGGAGGGGAGGAGGUGGUGCUGGUGGCGGCGAACGUUGUGCCGGUGGAGCACAUGCUGGAGAGGAUGGAUCUCCUUCAUUGCUGCUUGGAGAUGGUGAGGAUCAACCUGCGGGAAGGGAAGGUGGUGGGGAGGAGAGCACUCUCUAGGAGGAAUCUGGAGUGGGGGGUCAUCAACCCUAAGUUCCUAGGGAGGAAAAGCCGCUACGCGUUCAUGGCGAUCCUAGAUCCGAUGAUCAAGGUCUCCGGCAUCGUGAAACUGGACUUCGAUCGAGCAAGUGGGGAAGAUUGCGUGGUAGCGACCAGGAGUUUUGGGGAGAGAUGCUUUGCUGGGGAGCCAUUUUUUGUGGCGAAGGAGGAAGGUGGCCAUGAAGACGAUGGUUAUGUGUUAACUUACACACACAACGAGGGCAGCGGGGAAUCAAGCUUCGUGGUGAUGGAUGCUAAGUCCCCCACUCUUGACAUCGUGGCAUCUGUAAGACUCCCUCAGAGGGUGCCUUACGGCUUCCAUGGCCUCUUUGUCUGUCAAAAGGAUUUGCAGAAGCAGAAGAAUUGGAAAUGA
This is a messenger RNA of Nymphaea colorata (pocket water lily), 1800 nucleotides long. RefSeq names its product zeaxanthin 7,8(7',8')-cleavage dioxygenase, chromoplastic-like. Bases 1 to 1800 code for a protein of 599 amino acids. Gene Ontology annotation, cellular component: chloroplast stroma. Gene Ontology annotation, molecular function: carotenoid dioxygenase activity. The record is from RefSeq and is a predicted model, not a curated record. Gene Ontology annotation, biological process: carotene catabolic process. The transcript has 2 exons. Lineage: Eukaryota; Viridiplantae; Streptophyta; Magnoliopsida; Nymphaeales; Nymphaeaceae.